Messenger RNA from Cucumis sativus (cucumber), 2267 nucleotides. RefSeq names its product type I inositol polyphosphate 5-phosphatase 8. The record is from RefSeq and is a predicted model, not a curated record. Gene Ontology annotation, biological process: phosphatidylinositol dephosphorylation. The transcript has 11 exons. Lineage: Eukaryota; Viridiplantae; Streptophyta; Magnoliopsida; Cucurbitales; Cucurbitaceae. Gene Ontology annotation, molecular function: phosphatidylinositol-3,4,5-trisphosphate 5-phosphatase activity; phosphatidylinositol-4,5-bisphosphate 5-phosphatase activity; inositol-polyphosphate 5-phosphatase activity. The coding region runs from base 326 to 1759 and encodes 477 amino acids.
GACGGCAGUCGUAGUUCUCUUUCAAACAAAACGAACACUAUCAUUUUUCUUUCUCUUUCGAAUAUUUUCCAAACAAACAUCAACUACUUCCCUUUCUUUCCACUUUACACCACCAAAUCGCCGCCUCCAACCUCCUCUCCUCCGCUGUCUCCUCCGUCACCUUCUCCUCCUCUCGCCGCCGUACUAACCCCUGUUUCCACCAUGGCUUAUUGAAAAAACAUAAACAUACACUUACCCUCUUCCUUUGUCGGCGGUUUCUGGCCUGAAAGAGAGAAGAAGGAAAAGAUUUUGAUUUGCUUUCUCGGUAGUUGACGACGACGGAGCAAUGGGAAUGAAGCGAGGGAAGAUCUUUAAGUCGUCGUGGCCGAGGGUUGUUGCGAGGAAGUGGCUGAGUUUUCCGGCCGAUAAGGAAGGUUUUCCGUCCAAUUUUGUCGCUCAAGAGAGAAGAAGGAGCUGCUCCGAUCAAGACCGCUGCGCCGUCGUGCCGGAAGAAGACAUCGGAGAUGAAAGUUGGAGAAUAGAGAAGACAAGUAAUGAAUCUCUUGACUUGAGGAUGUUGGUGGGAACAUGGAAUGUGGGAGGGAAGGCACCGAAGGAAGGUUUGAACUUGAGGAAUUGGCUCAACUCUCCAACUCCGAUUGAUAUUUAUGUUCUUGGGUUCCAAGAAAUCGUGCCUCUAAAUGCAGGCAAUGUGCUUGGGGCGGAGGAUAGUGGCCCUGCUGCCCAGUGGGUAUCCCUAAUCCACCAAGCCCUAAACACCCACGAUAACCAGCGGCAAGCACCCCAGAAGCCAAGGCAUAGUUUCUCCGACUUGCUUGCUUUAGAAGAUGACACUGGCAAUGGUGAAAGCAGGGUGUUCCCAACGCAGCGACGGUAUUGCCUUGCAGCAAGCAAACAGAUGGUGGGAAUUUUCUUGUGCGUGUGGGUUCGAGCAGAUCUUUACAAACACGUUUCCAAUUUGAAGGUCUCCAACGUCGGGAGAGGAGUCAUGGGGUUUCUUGGUAACAAGGGAUCUGUCUCCAUUAGCAUGACAUUGAACCAAACAACCUUUUGCUUUGUUUGCACACAUUUGACUUCUGGGGAGAAGGAAGGUGAUGAAGUGAAAAGAAACUCGGACGUGAGUGAAAUUUUGAAGAAAACUCGGUUUUCACAUUCUUGUAAAGCUACAACUGGAGCACAGCCACCUCCUCCUGAGACCAUAUUAGAUCAUGACAAGGUGAUUUGGCUUGGGGAUUUGAAUUACCGUCUUUCGACUGGGUGUGGGGAAACAGAUGAGCUUCUUAGGAAAAAAGAUUGGCAGGCACUACUAGAGAAAGAUCAACUAAAGUUAGAGCAAAGAGCUGGUCGAGUGUUUAAAGGGUGGGAAGAAGGAAGAAUAGAGUUUGCUCCAACUUACAAAUACAUCACCAAUUCUGACCAUUAUGUUGCAUUGACUUCGAACUUGAAGCCAUCCAAAGAAAAACGCCGCACUCCGGCUUGGUGCGAUCGGAUAUUAUGGAGAGGGGUAGGAAUGAAGCAGAUGUGGUAUGUUAGAGGGGAGUGUAGAUUUUCAGAUCACAGACCUGUUUACUCACUGUUUUCAGUCCAAGUUGACUUGGCAAACAAAAAUCUGGCAACUGCAAACUCCAACAUUGCUGCUCCGGCAAAACCAGCAAUCGACACUCCUUUGUCGUCUUUAUGUGCAGCUAAAAUCCAAGCUGAAGAGCUCUUGCUCAGGGAGGAGACCAUCGACACCUCCCCCUUCAGUAACUGUAACUAGCCGUCGUACUGUCACUGACCAACUUUUGGAAAGUAACCAAUGUAUAUUUGAUUUCCAAGUUUCCAAACAGCUGAUAAUUGAAAGCUGCAAGCUCAAGACUAGCUAAUCUGGCCCCCCAUCGAUCAAUCAACGGUACGUUGUGACUGAUAGAUCUCAAGUGCUUGAGCUCUCAUGCGCAUAAAUUGUGCUUUGUGGCUCAACCAUAUAUUUCAGUCUGGUGAUUCUUUUAUUUUGUUGAAGGAAAAGGAAUCGAAUCAAGCAAGAUUUGGACGAUCUGGGCGUCAAAGCUCAAAAUUUUGAUAGAGCUUCUUCUUUUUUUUCUUUUUUUUUUUUUAAUUUUUGAGAAAUUUGUAGAUAUAGGUAUGGGAAUGUUAAUGAUAAAAAGUUGGGUGGGCAGGAAAAGUGUAUAAGAAAGCUAGAAAUAUUGGGAAAUAGGAAAGAUACUGUAACUGUAUCCCUGGAUUUAUCUAUUCUAACAUGUUUAUAUUUAAUAGCAAGUUUCAUACAA